AUUGAUUUUCCGUUGACCUGCAAAAGAUACCCAACCUUCGGUGCUGUAUCUCGAAAACCUGGUUUAACCAUUUUAGCGGUGGAUGUAAGUUCAGCUUGAGCAGGAAAUGUCAGUUGGUUUUUCGCGACGAGCCUUGAAAUCUCGAUUAAUUUAGCAAGAUGCUACGAUCUAGCAUUUGCCACAUUGACGCCGACGCGGCCAUAUCGUAAGAUGCUUCUUUCAAAUUCAUUCGUUUAAAAUGUCCAGUAGCUGGUUAAACUACAACAAAAGCGAAGACUCGCACGAGGACAGCCUUUGCUCGGUUUUCAGUAAAUAUUAUCCUCCCGAAAAUGAAGUCUACGAAAUUAGAAACGUUUGGGCUUCGAACUGUUUCGAAGAGUUCUGCGUCAUCCGGCAGAUGGCCAAACGUUACAAGUACGUAGUCGUCAAUACCAAACACCCAGGUCUGAUAUUUCGCAACGAUUUCCCAGAUCAGUCCGAUUACACGUACGAUUUAAUGCAAAGGAAUGUAAACCUACUUCAAGUAAUACAAAUAGGAUUAUCGUUCUUCGACUGCUUGGGUAACUUAGCCAUACCUAAUCACACAUGGCAGUUUAAUUUCAAAUUUGAUCUCGAUAAAGAUACGUACGCGCCGGAAGCUAUAGAAUUAUUGGCAGCUGUAGGAAUACCUUUCGAUAAACAUCGAGACGAAGGUAUCGUUCAUACGUAUUUCGCCGAAUUACUCUUAACUAGCGGUUUAGUCCUAGUCAACGAUAUAACAUGGGUUGGCUAUAACUGCCUUUACGAUUUCGGAUACUUGAUACGUUUACUCACCAAUUUCAAUUUACCGUUGAAUGAGUUUGAUUUCUUAGAAAAGUUGUACUUGCAUUUUCAACGUAUUUACGAUGUUAAGUAUUUGUUGACGAGUUGCAAACAUUUGUGCGAUAAUCUCGAUGAUGUGGCUUCUCAACUUCAAAUUAAUCGCACCGGACCGAAGUAUUAUGCCGGUAGCGAUGCUUUACUCUCCGGUAGAGUUUUCUUUAAAUUGAAAUCGUGGUAUUUUGAGAAUAUGAUCAACGAUAGAGUAUAUUGUGGAAGAGUGUGUGGGUUGUGCUCUAGAGGAGCUGUUGUAAAUUUUAAACAGGAUUUACACGCUAUUUUGAACGAUAAUUUUUAACAUUCUUUUUGCUUUACGUUUUAUGUAAGUAAUAUAAUUUCUUCGUUCGUUACUUAAUUGGAAUAAAUGUGAAGAGUUUUCUCAUUAUUACCUACAUUUAUUUUAACAGAACGUUAUUAUAAUACGACGAUAUUAUUAGUUCUUUAUUAGAUUCUAAUGGCUUUGAACAUUGCUAUCAUUCACUGCCCAGUGCCCACUUAAUACCUAUUUAAAUGGGCGUACAUCGAUGAAUUCUUUAAAUAAUUAUUAGGGCUGCAGCCAUUCGUUAGAUACCUACGAGUCUAAAACAAAAGGUACCUAUUAUAAUAAAAAAUUUUGUAAUCUGAAGAAUAAACUGAAUUUUGAAAAACACCUACUCGAGGACCUACUCCUAUUGUAAUUUAUAAAAUCUCCAACUACCGAGAGAAGCCACAAAGAAAUAGAAAUUUGGAUAAUAGAUCAUUCAGCCAUAUUUCGACGAUGCAUAUGUUUUAAUUAUUUCAAGUAUGCUCAUCGGUCAUCAUCUUGUACUCAGCCUAGCGCAAUUUAAAACUGUGAGAAAAUAUUAGCCUAUUUUGAGGCUACAUAAUGAAAAUUCUAAACCUGAUAAAACUUCUUGAAUUGGUAGGUAUCGCCUUUGGCUAGAAUACCGUAUCGAGUGAAGUGAUCUCAUACAUUUUUUAGAGUUACUACUGCCAUCGUACCAAAACUUCAUGGGUGCAUUGUACCUACUACAUUUUUUUGUUCUAUCUAUAUGUAGUUGGCAAAUAUUCAAUUAAUAUGUACGUACUUAAUGUAAAUCUUGAAUUGUGUGUGAAUAAUAAAAAAAUAAACUAUUAUAUGUAA
Planococcus citri (citrus mealybug) is the source of this 1981-nucleotide messenger RNA. Its product is annotated as CCR4-NOT transcription complex subunit 7-like. Gene Ontology annotation, molecular function: poly(A)-specific ribonuclease activity; nucleic acid binding. The coding region runs from base 239 to 1156 and encodes 305 amino acids. Gene Ontology annotation, cellular component: P-body; CCR4-NOT core complex; CCR4-NOT complex. The transcript is spliced from 2 exons. The record is from RefSeq and is a predicted model, not a curated record. NCBI's taxonomy places the organism in Eukaryota, Metazoa, Arthropoda, Insecta, Hemiptera, Pseudococcidae.